GACAAUAUCAUAAAAUCCCCCACCCCAAAAAAUAAAAAUAAUAUUAAUAUGUACUAGUCUGAACAGACUUUGCAAUUCUACAAGAUUCACUGUGGUUUUUUCAGUUAACUGAAAUUAAAUCUAAAUGUGUCAUGUGUCUGUCAGAAGUAUGUUCAAGGGGCUAUCCCUGGACAGCCCUUUAAAUGUAACAUGACUGAAAGGCAAUUUUGAGUAAAAAUGGUCUGAAUCUAUCUACUUUGAAUUUUGUACAAAUUUAAUAUAGAAAGCCAUAUCAAGGAAUAAAAUAAAAUAAUUUGCCUACCUACCUACCCAUACCCUGAAAACCUCAGUCGGGAAAGGGAAACAAAGAUAUUUUUAAUGUUGGCCCCGUCUGGCAUAACGUCUAUAGAUACCUUUUGAUGACUGCAAAAUUUGUCAUUAAUGGCAGGAAUAUUAAUAUUCUUAGUUGGUAAUAAAUAUUUUAAAAACGCUUCUUUCUGGUCAGGAACGAUAAAUAAAUAAAAUAUUUUGUUGAAACGAUGUGAAUCAUCGUUUGUGCUUGAAAUCGGACUUUUUUUUUAAUCAUUGUAUUUUUUUCUGGGUCAUUGUCCUUCAUAACAAUAUCUAUUCUAUGAUCUUGGAAAUUUUUUUCAAUUACAGGUAUUUCGUUACGAAAUGACUUCUUCAAGACCUGUAGGGAUGUACUCACUUUCACCAUCAUUUUACUUUCGCUUUCUUUCAGGAGAAUAUAACCAGAACACUGUGUAAAAUUUGUCACCACAACUGUCCAUAAAGACACUAAACAUAUUGCAAUAAGUUCGCUCUUCGUAUGAUUUUUAGCUGAUACCAUGAUAUAUUCCAGGUGUAUUUCAUAAUUGGCGUACGUUUCCAAAUGCACACACAAUGUACUUCUUUCUACCUACAAAGAACGUUACAAAAAUGUAUAAACAUAACACUUGUUUAUUAUCUUCACCGUUAGGCGUCGUUUUUGUUACCAUAUAUUGCUUUCUUGUUGACGAUUAAUCCACAUCUUAUCAUAAUCAUGUUUAUUUUUUUUAUUCUGCCCAAAUGAUGUUUAUUUCGGUUUCGGAAUAAAGAAUGGCGUCAUAGUUUCUAUUGAAUAUAUUCACAUCUCGUUUUGACUAAUUGUGAAAUCUAAAGUUGAUAUAUGCAAUAGGUAUUUGUUUCCCUUAAAUGCAAUGUAACCUCUACAUGUAUUUCCUUGUUUAAGCGCAUUGCUGCAAGUUUGAAAUUUGCUCAUGUUGACGUAUACCGCAUAUAUCUUGUUAAAAAUAAUUUUGACAUUAUAUAACAUGUUAGCAAUAGCAAUGUUGGCAACCAACGACCACGGUUUUCUCAGUACUGGGCUAUAUAUUUUCUUCUGGAUUGGGACAAGCUUUCUGGCCUAAACUAGUGUAUAAAUAAACUAUUGUGAUAUAACCUUUGUAAUUCUAACAAAAUCUAUUCCAAAGGAAAUACAUGUAAAACGGAUUCAUUGUAAUAUAAUGGAUCUUUGACCGUACUGUCCUUGAUAUUUGAAAUACAAAUUAAGUUUAGGUGCAUUGAACAACUACCAAUCUAGACGUGGGAACAAUUUGUGAAAAAAAACAUGCCCAUACAAUUACCAGUAAUCAGAAGGAUAUUUAAAGAUUAUGUUUAUUAAGUCUAAAAUAAUGAUACAAAACAUUACCUCUUCAGACCAUUUUUUGACACUCGUUUCGACUUUCUGUCAUCAGCAUUGGUUCCUUGAAGGAGAAAAUGACAGAUAAACUAUGAAUCUCGUUCACUCGCCACAGCACACUCAUAAUAUUUGCCAAACAAUAGAAAGAUUUCUGUUUUUCGUGUUCAGGCAUACAAAACUCAUUUCUGUACAAGCGGUAAUCCCUUCAUAUUGGAUUUAUAUACGCCUGACAGAGAGGUUGACUUUUUUCUAUUAAGUUUGUCGCACAUAUCCUAAGAUUCAGAGGUGGUUCUAGUUUGUAUUCAGCAUGAAUGAAAAUAAAACUAAGUUUUGACUUUGUUGUUUGAUUUUGAAAAUAGUCAUACUCAUCAGAAGUCAUUUUUACAUCGUAAAAUAUGACAUCAAAAUGAAUGUAUUCUUUUACAUCAUUACAAAGAGCGCAAUAUUUGUUUUCAAAAAUAAAGUUUUUGCCAACAGCAACAGGUGGUCCAGUUUCUAGAAAGUUUUAUUGGUAAACGUAUUUUUGUGUUGAGUAUAAGUGAAGAACUGCAAUAAGUCGUGUUUGUUUUGAGUAAAAUAUUAGUAUUUUUUUUCCAUGAUAUGGCUUGAAAACCAAUAAACGUAUUUUCAUCAGUAUUCAUCUUGAUACACUGAUGAACAUGGUUAAAGUUUGCUGUUGUUGAAUUGUGCUGAAGGCAGCAAUCGUUGUAAUGUUCACAGUCACUAUCACAGUUGCAGAACCACCAAUUUCCAUUCAAAGUCUCCUGUGUAGGACAUCUGCCUUCUGAAAAGCAAGCAUCUCCAAAUAUAUCAGGGUAGGUAGAUGUUUGCAUACCAGAAUUGGUCGUUUCAUCUCGUGAUUCCCUUUUGUUAGUACGUAUUUGGCGGUCCUCGUUUGUCUCGAAACAUCUGAAGUAGAGCCAUUUAUCAUGCUACUACUGGCUGUAGAUACAUCUGUCCAGUGUUAAAUUGCUAAUCUUUGUUCUUGUAGAGAAAUGGGUAAACCCAAACUUAUAAUUAUCACUAACAUAAUCUGAUUGACCUUCAUUUUCCUGAUGGUGCGAGAUUAUGUUCGUUCAUUGCAUGAUAUCAAAAUAUUAUUGUAUAUGUAUACAACUUUGUAAUAUAUCUGUACAGUGUCUCAUAAGUCAAUUUGUUUGGCUGGUUUUGGUUAUUUUAAAUAUUGCAUAUGUUUAAUUCUAUAUUGUUCAGCUGUUUAUCAAUACGUGACACCUGGGACUAUUAUACUAACAUAUUAUGUCCCAGGUGACACUUUGAUAAAAUAAUUUUUCAUUGUAAUUAUGAUUAUCAUUUUGUCUCAUUUUAAGCAGCAGUUUGUUUUCAUACAUAUAUAUAUAUAUAAUGGUCAUUCAAUUAGCACAUAUUGCUCUUUAUUUGUGUUAUCAUCCUUCCAUUAUGUGGAAAUCAAUUACUGAUAUUUAAUGAAAUUUUGACUAAAAGAUUAGCAAUAUAUAAAAGAACAUCAUUAUUGACUCGAUGUUACUAUUUUAGGAAAUGAUAUUGACUCGACGAUACUAUUUCUAGUAACAUGGAACGAAUAUCAUUUUAAAAUAUAUUAACGUUGAGUCAAUAUGUCAAAAUAGUGUAAAAAUACAAAAUAUAUAUUGGGAAACACGAAAAAUAAACCAUAUGUUAUAUAAAAAUAGAUUCCAAAUUAAGUGAUAUUCCUUUUGACCUACGAAACGAAUAUAUAUAUACAUAUAUGUAACUCGUCGUAGAGUUGUCACUGGUUCAGACGUACUUAUAUAUAUAUAUACAGUAAAAUAAUUGUAACACACACACAUAUAUAUAUAUAUAUAUAUAUAUAUAACAAGUCUAAAUUGAAAACAACGUUCAAACCUAUGAUUGCGUUGGAUAAAAACCGCAAUUUUUAUACGUGUGCAUGCAAAACAAAUUUCUUGUUAGAGGGGUCUAAAUACAGCACAAACAACAUUUUCCAAAAGACCAAAAAGUGAAAAAGUAUAUUUUAACAAAACGCAUUUGACUAACAGGUCGAACAACAAAUGUUCUUAAACCCUGCUGACUGCCAUUGGCGAUUGCCAAAUAAACGGAUCACCGAUGUAAUAAAUGGAUCUUAAUUAUAAAUUUAAUACUAAACAGAAAACAAUAAACUUGCGGAAAAGUAUAUAUAUAUAUAUGUGUGUUACAGUUAUUUUUUAUAAAAUGUUUGAAUUUCAGGCAAUUUAUAAUGACUGACAAUUUUAAAUAAAAUUCAACGCUGAAUUGCCUGUUAUUAUGGAGAAAACUUCAUAAGUAUGAUUUACAGGUGUCUCAUCUUUUUUUAGCAAAUAAAAUAUGUUUAAAGUUAAUCAGGUUAAUGUUAUGGAUAGCAUAUCGGGUUGUAAUGAAUGUCCCGGCAAUGUGUAACCAAUACCAGAGACCAAUAGUAUACCUAACACUGCAAUUUCAUGUUAUUUGCGAUAAAAGAAUUCGUAUGCUCCGUCGAUUUGAAAGUUCAGUGUUGAAUUAUAUGAACCUGAUAAUUGAACCGGGUGUGUUUCUUUUAAUAAUAUUUUCCUUCAAUUUAAAUAUAGUGCGAUGAUCAGUAAACCAUGACUACUUUUUCUUUUAUUUGAUACGUCAAUAGAAUUAAAAGGUCAAAAUAGUGGACAUUAAUAUGGCAAAACAGGAUUUUGGUCGAUAAAAGUAGCGGAUUACAUAGGAACAUGCAUUUAAUUAGAUUAUUAUACAGCGCAAUCAUGUUAUUUUACACAAAUUCAACCUCGACCAUAGAAUACUUUACAUAUGAGAUAACAUUUCAAGAGAUAGCCCAGGAAUGUCGGAAUGAAGGUGGUGUUCCUGUGUUUAAACAAGAUUCAACAUUUAACCUCAUUUCUGAUACCAGUGACAUUCCUGUGGGCCAGGAGUUCUGGGUUGGCGAUAUUUUGUAUACUGACUGGAUCUAUCCUUUAGAUUGUGUACGAAAGUCUUCAAUAUACGAUAACAGCCAAACACCAAAAAUCACAAAUAAAAUAUCGGAUUGUUAUCAACAUUGUUUUGAAUAUCCAGUCUUUGCAAUUCAGCUAGGUUAUUGUGUGUGCUUAGAAUCAUAUCAGAAGAUCUCUGUUCAGAUUCAAAGUGAAUGUACAGACGAAUGUGACGAUAUUGGUCUUUGUGGUGGAGGUGGUUCAACCAGCCAAAGUUAUGUUUCUGUGUAUAACAUUGCAUCAGAUAUAACCAAUCAUAACAUCCGUGUAGUCUAUGACACCUCCAUAGGAACAUCGUCGUAUGUGGAAUGCUUGACUGCUAGGUGCCAGUUGAACGAAUACAUUGCUAUGGAUUGUAAUUCUGGACCUACAAAAGUAGCAUUAUGCGAUACUGGUGAUGUUACAGAUGUAGUGACAUACAACAAUGGAUUAAUAUCCUGUUCUCAAAAGGUUGGAUCCUAUUUAUCUGUUUAUCAGUGUCAUAACUCAACCUCCCGCAUAGCAUGGAUUGGGCCUUUUAGAUUUACUUUUACUCCUUAUGAUGGCAUGAUACCAGGAUUACGUAUCGCUAGAGGUGCAAAAUGUGUAAAAACAAACAUGGGAAAUGUUAACUGCAUACAGACGACAGAACAGACGGACCUGCCCUUUAUUUGUGCAAUAGGAACAAAUCAACACCAGUCAACAACACCUCCCAGAAAUACGAAGACGCACAAUGAUGGAGAUUCAAUGACAGGAAUUAUAGUUGGGUGUGUUUUGGGAGUGACUUUUGUAUUUGUAACUGUCAUUGUAGUUGUUAUUUGGAGAAAAAAACAAAAAGCUAGAAAAGAUAGGUUAGAAAUAGACAAUUUAGAGGUCAUCAAUACCACACCGAACGAAUAUGAAAUAACAAGAAGGGACAGCAGAGUAUAUGAUCACAUAUAUGCACAGUCAACAGAUGUUUACCAUCCAUAUCUUGAAAUAAGGGACGGUUCAGUUUCUGGAUAUAAUGGUCAGAAUAGACAAUUUACUUCCACGCAGGAAUCAAAUGUUCAGCCAGUCAAUUUACCCAACGAUAUCAAACAAACAGUUAAUACGAAUGAUAUAAAUAUCUCAACAGUAAAUUUAGGAACAAACGGAUACAUAGAACCAGCUAGAACUCCAAACGUUGGAAGGAAGUUGCCUGACAUUCCGUUGGACCAGCGUUGACAAUAACAGUUUGGUCUCAAGUAUAUACAAUAAGCGGUUUAAUUACCAGAUAAAUCACCAUAGGUUUGUUGUACAGUGCCAAUAUGGUUUUAACUCUUAUCUUCAUCAAGAUUGUUACCGAUGAUUUUUAUUGCUUUUAUGUGAAAGCGUUGCAGUAAAUUCGUAUUUUGUCACUCAACAUUUGAUCCCGAACUGUUUCUUCUAUACGUGUACACAACUUGGUAAAUAUGGAUCGUCAGCUGAAGAUGUGACAAUAAAAUUAUGUUAGAAAGAUGAUGAUAUCAUUGAAUUUAGUGACGUUUUAUAUUUCAAUCAACGUAAGCUAUGUAAAACUGGUAAAUUAGGGAUUUUGUGACCACGAAUUACUUAAAACCUUUACUAAAUUCUUUCAUAGAUAUAGAGAUUUGUUUUUGAAGUUUGGCUGUAACUACAGAAAACUUACUACAAACGGGAUAGUGCAUCUUAAUUUUUACGGUGAUGUUGUUUACCGAGCCCGUAAAUUUAGAUACGAUUCGGGUAAACUUAACGAACCUUUAAAUAAACUUCUACCAAUUCAACACUACUAUUAGACAUUUGAAUAUUCUUUUUUAUCGAUAUAAAUAUUGAUUUUGUUAUCAAUAAAUUAAAACCCAACUAAAUAUUAUUGUUUUUUACAUAUGUACAGUCAUGGUCCUACAAAAUUUAUUACAAACAACAUAUCACAUCCUAAUUUUUACGGUGACGUUGUUUAUAGAUCCGUGUAAACUUAUGGAUCCUUUAAAUACACUUAUUCUGAAAGGUUAUCAAUUUAACACUGUAACAAUUUCUUUGAAUAUUGUUUUUAUCGGUACUAACAUUGAUUGUUUUAUCAAUAAAUUAAAGCAUAACUACA
This is a messenger RNA of Mytilus californianus (California mussel), 6664 nucleotides long. RefSeq lists its product as uncharacterized. The record is from RefSeq and is a predicted model, not a curated record. Bases 4348 to 5793 code for a protein of 481 amino acids. Lineage: Eukaryota; Metazoa; Mollusca; Bivalvia; Mytilida; Mytilidae. The transcript is spliced from 10 exons.